AUUAGAAGGACUCUGCAAAACCACAAAGUUGGAGGCAUCAAAUAUGUCCGGCAAAUCAUCAGUUCCGCCUAAUAUUAAUCCACUGCACGUCGACGGCAGCCUUGCAUCUCGCCGGAAUAUGUCAGGAAGACAUGGCACCACCACCAGCAUCGAGCAGACGCAGACGCCGGGCACGCUGCUGCACCCCGCGGCGACGAGGAGCGACGCCGUGAUCGACGGUGAGAUCGCCUGGAAGAAACAGAUGAGAGAGGAAUGGGUGCGAGAGAUGCGAGGGUGGCUGAUGGUGCUCGCCGUUCUGGCCGCCUCGGUGACGUACCAAGCCGGCUUGAACCCGCCCGGCGGCUUCUGGGACGACACCGUGGAACCAAUGGGCGACAAGAAAGGGCACAACGCUGGCUACCCGAUACUCGCCGACAAGGCCUUGCUCAGAUACAUGAUAUUCUAUGUUUUCAACUCCAUGGCUUUUGUGAAUUCUAUAAUCGUAAUCGUUUUGCUCAUGAAGGUGACGUUCUUUUAUGGGGAGGUUAGGCUGAACGUUCUUCGAACGUGGUUGCUGCUGGACUUGUUUUGGUUGAUAGGGGCGUACGCAGCUGGCACAACUCGGGAGCUGGUUUCGUCCGUGAUUGCUGUAGUUUUGCAGGUGGUGAUCUUUCCGAUUGUUGUUUAUGAUGUGUGGUGCAGGGAGCCGCGCGUCCAGGGAGAAGUUCCCCACGGACCACAGGGGGGACUUGAGGAGGAAGAGGACGAGGAGGAAAGGAAAGCAAGGGAGGAGCUCAGGCUAAAGGAAGAAUGGGUCAAGAAGAUGCGAGGCUGGCUUAUGGUCCUCGCCACCCUCGCCGCCUCCGUAACAUACAACGCCGGGCUAAACCCGCCUGGUGGCUUCUGGCAAGACUCAACACCAUCACACACUGCUGGGAAUCCGGUGUUGGCCGACGUGAGUCCAAGUCGAUACGAUAUUUUCUUUGCCUUCAACGCCAGCGCUUUUGCGACGUCGAUAGCCACCAUCGUCUUGCUCUUGAACCAGGGCUUCUUCCGUGCCGAGCUGAGGCUUGCUUUGCUCAAGGGUUGUGUGGUUGGAGGUAUGCUCACAUUGGUGGUGGCUUUCGCCGCAGGCAGCACUCGGGAUUUUUCACGCAUCAUCAGCGUGGUGAUGCUGUUUUCUUACACCAUCAUGCAUCUUAGUUGUUCCAUCCGGCAAAUCGAGAAGAAACAGCCGGCGAUGCCGCCAACGUCUGGCCAGGAAAGAGAUGUUGAGUUAGGAGCAAGCGGGCAACAAACUUCCCCUAAUUAUUAG
This is a messenger RNA of Phoenix dactylifera (date palm), 1294 nucleotides long. NCBI's taxonomy places the organism in Eukaryota, Viridiplantae, Streptophyta, Magnoliopsida, Arecales, Arecaceae. The record is from RefSeq and is a predicted model, not a curated record.